AUGUUAGCAUCAUCGAGCAGUGCAGCUAGGCAAAUUGCGAGACAACCAAUCAGAAAGUCAGAACCAAAUGUACCAGUGGCUUUUAACCCACAAUAUCAGACACUUCAUGAGCAUCCAGAUGAUAUCCGUCCGGUAGUUUAUGAGGCCACUCACCCGCUCACGGGAUUUAUUGUGGAGUACAUGGUGGAUCGACCGAGCUUUACUAGUAUUAUCAUGGCAGAAGUAUACCGCACAAUAUUCCGUGAGGGGAAGAGGGCAUACGAAAGGCUCCGUGAAUCAAUGCCUAUAGCAAAGGCAUUGCAUAACAUUAUCACGGAAAAUGUGAACUCGAGGAAUAGUGAUCCCAGGGCAGUGAGGACACAGGACUGA
Molecule: messenger RNA, 369 nt
Organism: Lactuca saligna
Lineage: Eukaryota; Viridiplantae; Streptophyta; Magnoliopsida; Asterales; Asteraceae
Source: the annotation of a GenBank genome assembly